CGGUUCGAUGGUGGGAUAGUGGGAUGAUUGUCGGUGAGUGAGGAUUUGUGCUUGUGCUUGUGCUCAGAAGAAGAAGAAAGAAAGUUGCGACGACGACGCCGCCACCUCUACCUCUACGUCCUCCGACAACGAACAAUCUCCAACGAACAAUCUCCAACGAACAAUCUCCAACGAACGAACAGAGUCGCAGCCAUGACCUCCUCCAACAAAAAGAAGCGUGCGAAGAUCGCUGACUUCAAGAAACAAAAGCUCCGCGUCGGCAAGACGCCCGCUCAAUCCGCCAACUUCACGCCGACCUCCUUCCGCACCAAAGCGAUCGUUCUCGCCUCGCAGAACGUGCACCACGUCGUCGACAUAACCGCGCAAUUCCAGCACCACGUAACCCUCUUAUCGCACCACACGCCCGCGACGCGAAAGGAUAGUCUCCACUACCUCUCCCUGCACCUCCCUUCCUCGCCGCUCCCCUCAGCCAUCCUCCUCCCCAAGCUCGCGCCAUUGAUCCAAGACCCCUCUUCCAGCGUCCGCGCCGCGCUCCUCUCCCUCCUCACCACCCUCCCCGCGCGCGACGCGCGCCUACACCUCCCGCCGAUCCUGCUGCAUAUCUGGAGCGCGAUCUCACAUAUCCAGCCGGACGUGCGCGCGGACUCGACGGGGUUCUUGCAGUGGGCGCUGCGUGCGGCGCCGAGGGAAACGCUCGCGCACGGGGGGUGGGAGAAGGGGCUGAUCAUGUUUGUGGGACUUAUGGGGUUCGGUGAUGCAUCCGUUGCGGCCGGGUCGAAGGGCGCGAAGGCUGUCUUGAGGCAUUUGGGUGUGUUGAGGGAGUUUUUGGAGGUGGGCUGUCCUGGCGAGGGCGAGGGGGGCGGGGACGGGGGGAGGUUGAGGAGGGCGGGGGCGGCGGAGUUUAGGUACUUGGGCUUGUUUGAGGUGGGCGAUGGAGAGGGGCCGGAGGAUGCGGAGGGCAGGAGGAGGUGGUGUAGGGAGAAGGGGGGCGAGGCGGUUAGGAGGUUGAGGAGGGGGCUGGAUGGGCUUGCAAAGGAGGGGGGAGAGGUCGGCAGGGCGGCCGGGAGGGUUGUGGCUACGCUUGAGGGCGUGUUGGAGGUGAGGGAGGAGUAGGGAGAGGGUUUUGUGGAUUAUACGGCGUUUUGGGUUUUUAAAAUGGAGGUUUUGAGUGGAAGGUGAUGGUCAUGGCACUUGCACGGCGAGCGGGAGAUGUGCUGAGUGGGGUAGAGGAUUGGCUAUAGAUACGCAGUUCAAAGACUCUAGAGCAUGAAGGCUGGUCCCGUAAGGCCCUGAUCAAAGACCGUCUUCAUUCCCAGGCCCAUUCCUCAUCAAUAUGGCGAGAGCCGUGG
Tricharina praecox is the source of this 1349-nucleotide messenger RNA. RefSeq names its product putative rRNA processing protein Ipi1. The coding region runs from base 193 to 1113 and encodes 306 amino acids. Gene Ontology annotation, biological process: rRNA processing. The transcript is spliced from 4 exons. NCBI's taxonomy places the organism in Eukaryota, Fungi, Ascomycota, Pezizomycetes, Pezizales, Pyronemataceae. The record is from RefSeq and is a predicted model, not a curated record. Gene Ontology annotation, cellular component: nucleus.